Messenger RNA from Thlaspi arvense, 4795 nucleotides. NCBI's taxonomy places the organism in Eukaryota, Viridiplantae, Streptophyta, Magnoliopsida, Brassicales, Brassicaceae. The record is from the annotation of a GenBank genome assembly.
CAAACAAUACAUAUAAGGGUAAAUUCGGAAAAAGGGAAUGCAAAAAAGAAAAAAAUCAAAGAGACUCUCUCUCUCGUUCGAUCUUGAAGAUUUCACCGACUAAUCGGAGUUUCGAUCGGAGAUUGGAUCGGCAAUUCACCGAGAAUCCUUUGUGGAAUUUCGAUCUGUAUAUGGCACUUUGCUCCAUUUAAUCUUUCAUCUUCUAUAAAUCUACUUCGUUUUGCAAUUGAUCCUUUCGCGAAGCUUGCAGAUCCGUCGAUCUCUCGCGGAGAUUUUGUGGGGGUUUUAGGUUAGGGUUUUGAUCCUGAUUUCAAUAUCGUUUUCAAUUGAUGGCUUCGACUGCUGAUUUCCUGCUGGAUGAUCAAACGGACGAGGAUUUCUUCGACAAACUUGUUGAUGAUGCAUAUUCUCCCAGCGAAGCUCACGCUUCAUCUUCGGCUAAACAGCUGAAAUUCGACGACGGAAGUGACUCCGAUGACGCCAGAGCGUUUGCGAAUCUCUCCGUCGCUGACGAUUCUGCGGGUAAUGGAGAUGGGACGUUGAAUGGAGCCACAGUCCCGGGGAACGAUGUUGCAAACGAGGGUCUAAGUAAUUUUGUGGCAAAAGAAGAGCCUUCAUCUAUUGCUCCGGAAGCUGUCCAAUUUGUCCACAGUGAUGCAAAUAAGUUAAGUGAUGAUGUGCUGAGAUCGGAGGUGGAAGAUAAGCCACUAUCUGAAACAGCAAUAGAAAGCAAUACAAUCGAUGGAUCUGGGAGUCCUGGGGUUAAGGAGGUUGAUUGGGGCUCAUUCUAUGCGGAUUCAUCUGCAAAUGACGGUCGUGGGUUUGGUUCAUAUUCUGAUUUCUUCAGUGGGUUGGAGGAAUCUACAGGACAUUUACAAGGGAAGGCGGAGGUAGAUGUGGUCGCUGGAGGAGACUUAGUAUCCAAUGAUACAAAGAACACAACCGCCGGUGUUAAUAAUUCGGCAGGUUUCGAGCAACAUCAGGGUGAAGUGCAUCACGAUUCUGCAAGUGGGCAGUACGUUGAUAACAGUCAAUCUUGGGAAAAUCUCUAUCCUGGAUGGAAAUUGGAUGCAAGUACUGGCCAGUGGUAUCAAGUUGAUGCAAGCAUAAAUUCACAGGAGAGCUAUAUAAACUCAACGGAUAACUGGGAAAGCGUUGCUUCUACUGAUAACUCGGAGGUUGCUUACCUGAGCCAGAGUAAAACAUCUGCAGUGGCUGGAACAGCUGAGAGUGUGUCCACUUGGAACCAGGUUUCACAAAUGGGCAAUGGAUAUCCAGAACACAUGGUCUUUGACCCGCAGUAUCCAGGGUGGUACUACGACACGAUUGCUCAAGAAUGGCGCUCCCUCGACAGCUACAACCAGUCUUCUCAAACAACUGGGACUGGUCAAGCUCAUGAUCAGCAAGUUCAGAAUGGCCAUGCUUUUACAGCUACGUAUCACAGUAAUGGCGAGAACAGCAUGUAUGAUGUUAACGAUAACAAAGAGGCAUUCAAAGCACAAGACUUUGGUGUUCAGAGCAACCACGGGAGUUGGGACCAAUCUUACUAUGCCAACAAUCACCAGGCUACAAACACGUGGCAACCAGAAAAUGCAGGCAAGGGUGAGGCGGCUGUAACUUCUGCCUCAUUACCAAACUUCGGGGGAAACCAGCAAGUAAAUAAUGUGUACAGUACAGGACAUGUGGCUGAACAGUUUAAGACAAAUGAGAUCGGAGUUCAGAGCUUCGUCCCUCAUCAUAUGAAUGUGGCUAGUGUCACGCAGAAUGGUCCUUCGAGCUUCUCGAACGAUUUCUAUAAUAGACAGAAAUCUGUAGAUGUUGCUCAACAGUCAUUUCAGAGCAAUCAGCUUUUCUCGCCAAGUACAGGAAGAUCACCUGAUGGGCGUCCACCACAUGCUCUUGUCAAUUUUGGAUUUGGCGGAAAGCUCAUUGUUAUGAAGGAUAAUAGUGGUUCUCUCCAGAAUUCAUCAUUUGGGAGUCAGAAGGCGAUUGGUGGAGGCUGUAUCUCUCUCUUAAACUUGCUUGAUGUUAUUCCUGGGAGUGCCUCUUAUUCAGGUCCUGGGCAAAACUCUAUGAGUUACUUCAGUUGUCUGGAUAAACAAUCUCUUCCAGGUCCCUUGGUUGGAGGAAAUGUUGCAAGUAAAGACUUGCAUAAGUGGCUUGAUCAGAGAAUUGUGAAUUGUGAAUCCUCCGAUAUGGACUUUUCAAGAGGGAAACUUUUAAAGAUGCUUCUUUCUUUGCUCAGAAUAUCUUGUCAGUAUUAUGGGAAACUCCGGUCUCCUUUUGGAACUGAUGCAACGCAAAAGGAAACGGAUUCUGCGGAAGCAGCAGUCGCUAAACUUUUUGCAGCUGCCAAGAAAGAUGGCUUCCAAAAUGGUGGUUAUACUCCUUUUAGCCAAUGCUUACAACAAUUACCACCUGAAUCCCAAAUGCAUGUAACUGCUUCAGAGGUGCAGAAUCUUCUGGCUUCUGGUAGGAAAAUGGAGGCUCUCCAAUGUGCGCAAGAAGGUCAUUUAUGGGGACCAGCGCUUGUUAUCGCGGCACAGCUUGGAGACCAGUUCUAUGCUGACACUGUGAAACAAAUGGCCCUUCGCCAGCUGGUACCCGGGUCACCUCUGCGUACAUUGUGCUUGCUGGUUGCAGGGCAGCCAGCGGAAGUGUUCUCCAAUGGCAGUACAAGCGAUAUGAGUUUUCCUGGUUCCGUAAGUGUGCCUCAACACCAAUCCCAGCUUGGAAGUAGUAGCAUGCUUGACAAUUGGGAAGAGAAUUUGGGUAUAAUAACUGCUAACAGAACCACAGAUGAUGAACUUGUGAUUACUCAUCUUGGAGAUUGCAUGUGGAAAGAAAGGGGCGAGAUAAUUGCGGCCCACAUUUGCUAUUUAAUCGCGGAUAAGAACUUUGAUCCAUACUCAGAUAGUGCCAGGCUCUGCCUUGUUGGAGCUGAUCAUUGGAAAUAUCCUAGAACUUAUGCAAGUCCAGAGGCGAUACAGAGAACCGAGUUAUAUGAAUACUCUAAGACGCUGGGAAACUCUCAGUAUAUCCUGCUACCGUUUCAGCCAUAUAAAGUCAUAUAUGCACAUAUGCUGGCUGAAGUUGGUAAACCUCAGGCUGCACAGAAGUACUGUCAAGCAGUAUUAAAAUGCCUCAAGACUGGCCGAUCACCUGAAGUGGAAAUGUGGAAACAGAUUGUUUUGUCACUUGAAGAGAGAAUCCGUAUCCACCUACAGAGUGGGUAUACUGUGAAUUUGGCCCCAGCAAAACUUGUUAGAGGCCUGCUAAGCUUUAUUGAUAGUACUGCACAUCGUGUUGUUGGGGGCAUGCCACCACCUGCACCACAUUCAGCAACAGGAAACCUACAGGUGAAUGAGUAUCAUCAUCAACAACAGGAAGCCACUAAGUUACCAUAUAGUCAAUCGGCUAACACAAUGCAAUCGUUGAUGCCAUCUACUUCAAUGGAACCGAUUCAUGAGUGGGGUGGGAACGGGAGGACGAUGGCAGUACAUUCUAGAAGUGUCUCAGAGCCAGAUUUCGGUAGAACGCCAAUACAGGAUCAGCCUGACUCCUCAAAAGACAAAGCUACUGAUGGGGUGACACAGGUCAAAUCAACUAGAAAUGUGACAAGUUCUCGGUUUAGCCGCUUUGGUAUGGGCAUACUGAAGAACACCGUAGGGAGGGUCUUACAAUCUCGGUCAUCUAACGAGGCAAAACUGGGUGAGGAGAAUCAAUUCUACUAUGACGAGAAACUAAAGAGAUGGGUGGAGAAAGGUGUGGAACCCCCAGCUGAGGAAGCUGCACUGCCUCCUCCUCCAACAUUAGGCACGUACCAAAACAACUCAUUGGGUUAUGAAAACAAAUCUGACAUGCAGAACGAGAUGUCUCCGUCUAGUGGGAGCUGGAGCAGUGGCAGCCCAUCUCCGUCAGAGAAUUCUUCGGGAAUCCCACCAGUCUCACAGAGCUCGAAUCAAUUCUCUGCUCGUGGACGUAUGGGUGGGCGUCCAAGAUACGUUGACACUUUUAAUCAAGGCCGUGGAAACUCUCAGACAAUGUAUCGGUCACCUCCUGCACAAUCUGCCAAACCACCAAUCCCUGCAAAAGCAAAAUUCUUCAUCCCAGCAGCACCUGCAUCGUCUUCAAACGACGAGGUAACAGAACCGGCUGCUGCUGAAACCAGACAGGAGGAGUACUCAGCAGAAGAAGCAGCCGCCUCUGCAGGGGCUCCACCACCACCACCAAGCCAGUCUUCGUUCCAGUCUCCGGCAGCAUCUCCAAUGACGAUGCAGAGAUUUCCAAGUCUGGAUAACAUCAAAAGAAGUGGAUCAGGAACAAGUCUUAAUGGUGAUCUUCCUCCUUCAGGUUCAAGAAGAACAGCUUCAUGGAGCGGAAGUUUUAAUAGCUCGUUUACAUCUCCAACGGGUCCAUCAACAUUCAAACCAAGCCCACUCAACAGUAGCAGCAGCAGCUUAGGAGAGGAGCUCCAGGAAGUGGAACUGUAAGUUGAAAUCUGUAAUAUCAAAAAAGUUUUGCUCACUGUCUCACAGGUAGUCCCAAUCAAAUGUUAAUCCAUGAGUUACCCAAUACAUAAAAGAGACUCCGCUUCAGUCAAAGAUAGGGGCAAUAUGUAUGCAGUUUGUAUUGUUUGUUUUUCUUAUAAUUAUAAAUUCAUUAUUUUUUCCUUUUUUUUUUUAACAGACUUCAGUAGUUAUACAAUAAUACACACAGUAAUGUUUUGUUCAGUAGUAGGGAUCUUCUUAAUCAAGUUUGUUGACCAAUUCUUUUAUUAUCAAGUAUCAAGCCA